CAGAAUACGCGCUAGGCACCAUCCGCCCCUCCCGAGUCCUGACCCCUCAAUCGAAAAAAGAGGAAAAUAGUUAAAAGCUCAGUGGGCAUCGUGGUGUGUCCAUUUCCAAGCUCUUUUAUUUUUCCAAAUCUGAGUGGAAGGAUAAGGUGGUGCACCACCCAACUGGCCAGUGACCACCUCCCACCUUCAGUAAAAUUCAGACCCCAAGCUGUCAUUUCACCUCUACCGGCCACACUAAAGCAUUAAAAACUCCUCCCAAACAAUUUCUUCAACCUUUACUUCUCUCCAUCCAAUCAUCUUCCCGUACUGUGCCCACUUCUACUCUCCGGUCUCCUCUCCACCCGGAAAAUAAAGAAAAAAACCAUUAACAACGAUAAUACUGGCCGCGGGAAGCCAUGACAAAACUCAGAUAGAGUAGAGAGUGUCUCUUGCAACAAAAUUCUCUUCUUGUUGUGGUUGUAAUAAUAGAAACACAGAGAGAGAGAGAGAGAGAGAAUUUAGCUUUGUUAUCUUGUUGUUUGAAUUUUUUUGCUGAUUAGGUGACCAUGGCUUCUUCCACUUGUUUUUCUACUACACUGACCGGAAGGCGAAACGGGUUUAGUGAGAUGAUUGGAUUCUCAGUUCGCCGUCCGAUGGUUCUUAAGGACGGAAAGAUUCAAUUGAAGACGCAGAGACUGGAAGUUCGUUCGUCUUUGGACACGAAUGUCUCUGAUAUGAGCAUCAACGCUCCCAAAGGGUUGUUUCCACCGGAGCCUGAGCAUUAUAGGGGACCAAAGUUGAAAGUUGCUAUCAUUGGAGCUGGACUUGCGGGUAUGUCAACUGCAGUGGAGCUUUUGGAUCAAGGCCAUGAGGUUGAUAUAUAUGAAUCAAGGUCUUUCAUUGGUGGCAAAGUGGGAUCUUUUGUGGACAAGCACGGAAACCACAUUGAGAUGGGUCUACAUGUUUUCUUUGGCUGCUAUAAUAACCUUUUCCGUUUGAUGAAAAAGGUGGGUGCAGAUAGAAAUCUUCUUGUUAAGGAUCAUACUCAUACUUUUGUAAAUAAAGGGGGCCAAAUUGGAGAGCUUGAUUUUCGGUUUCCGGUUGGAGCACCAAUACAUGGAAUCCGUGCUUUUUUGGCAACAAAUCAGCUUAAGACUUAUGAUAAGGCAAGGAAUGCAGUGGCUCUUGCCCUAAGUCCAGUUGUCCGGGCUCUUGUUGAUCCAGAUGGUGCAAUGAUGGACAUAAGGAACUUGGAUAAUGUUAGCUUCUCUGAUUGGUUUCUGUCCAAAGGUGGUACACGAAUGAGUAUCCAGAGAAUGUGGGAUCCUGUUGCUUAUGCCCUGGGAUUUAUUGACUGUGAUAAUAUCAGUGCCCGUUGCAUGCUCACUAUAUUUUCAUUGUUUGCAACCAAGACAGAGGCUUCCUUACUCCGCAUGCUCAAGGGUUCUCCUGAUGUUUACUUGAGUGGUCCUAUCAGAAAGUACAUUAUGGACAAAGGGGGCAGGUUUCAUCUCAGGUGGGGAUGCAGAGAGAUACUUUAUGAUAAGUCUGCUGAUGGUGAUUUAUAUGUUACUGGACUUGCCAUGUCUAAGGCCACGCAGAAGAAAAUAGUGAAAGCAGAUGCCUAUGUAGCAGCAUGUGACGUCCCUGGAAUCAAAAGAUUACUUCCACCACAAUGGAGGGAAUUGGAAUUUUUUGAUAAAAUAUAUAAACUAGUUGGAGUGCCUGUUGUCACUGUGCAACUUAGAUACAAUGGUUGGGUUACAGAGUUACAGGAUCUGGAAAGGUCAAGGCAAUUGAAACAAGCCGUUGGGUUGGAUAAUCUAUUAUACACUCCAGAUGCGGACUUUUCCUGCUUUGCAGACCUUGCACUUGCAUCCCCAGAAGAUUAUUAUAUUGAGGGGCAAGGUUCACUGCUCCAGUGUGUGCUUACACCUGGUGAUCCCUAUAUGCCCUUGCCAAAUGAUGAAAUAAUAAGAAGAGUCGAAAAACAGGUUUUGGCUUUGUUCCCAUCUGCUCAAGGUUUAGAAGUUACUUGGUCUUCUGUAGUCAAAAUUGGGCAGUCACUAUAUCGUGAGGCACCCGGAAAUGAUCCUUUUAGACCAGAUCAAAAGACCCCUCUGAAAAACUUCUUCCUUGCUGGCUCCUAUACAAAACAGGAUUAUAUUGAUAGUAUGGAAGGAGCAACAUUGUCAGGCAGGCAAGCAGCAGCCUAUAUAUGUGAUUCUGGUGAAGCACUAACAGUAAUGCGGAAGCACAUCAGUACUAAUGAAGCUCAAGAAAUCACGGAAGCUGGCAAAAUCACUGAUGAGUUGAGUUUUGUCUGAGAUUGCAUUUCAUUUGUCAGGCACCAAAAAAAAUCUAAUCAGAUUACUUGGGAGACGGUGGGCACUAGCAUUAUUGGUAUGGAAUUUAUUCUUGUAAUUUGAGGUGUCCUUUUGUUCCCCGAGCUGUUCAUUUUUCCAGCAAAAUCAAUGAAAUUAUAUAGAAAAUGUGUAAUAAACUUAUUUUCAGGCCUUCUCUGAAGGUCUGCUAAUGUCAAAAUGUAUUAUUCAGCAGCAAGUUA
This is a messenger RNA of Nelumbo nucifera (sacred lotus), 2545 nucleotides long. RefSeq names its product zeta-carotene desaturase (gene ZDS). Gene Ontology annotation, cellular component: chloroplast. Gene Ontology annotation, biological process: carotene biosynthetic process; carotenoid biosynthetic process. Gene Ontology annotation, molecular function: 9,9'-di-cis-zeta-carotene desaturase activity. NCBI's taxonomy places the organism in Eukaryota, Viridiplantae, Streptophyta, Magnoliopsida, Proteales, Nelumbonaceae. The record is from RefSeq and is a predicted model, not a curated record.